CAUAAACAACAUUUAGAGUGGAAUAGCCGCCGGAAUUUAAACCCACAUAAUAAUUCUCGAUGGCGACGAUUUUGGCUCUUGCGGUGGUUUUCUUGUGUUCACUGACGGCGACGGAAGGUCAAGGCGGGCAGAUAAACACGGGGGUUUUCAUUUAUGACCAACCGGAUUGCGGUGAAUGGAAACCUUGCCCUAAGCAGCCGGCGAAUCCAUAUACCAGGCCUUGCUUGGCGAUAAACCGAUGUCGUACGGGCAAUGCUGGAGCAAUGACGUCAUCCGCCGACGAGAUCGGUGAUGAGAGACAUCAUGACGUGGUGGACCAAAUGGGUGAUGACCACGAAGACAACAGUAUCGCGACGGUCAACGAGCAUGCUGAGAAAGAUGACGGCAAAGUUCGUGAUAACAAAAGGGGUAGGAAGCUCAUGAGGAAGAGUAGCAAAUAGCAAUCUAGAGGUUGCAAGUUUAGUUUAGAGUCUUUCUUUUUUCUUUUUUUGUCUGGGUUUAGUUUAGAGUCUUAAUUAAUUAACACGUACAAUAAAUUUCUUAUCGUUUU
Messenger RNA from Linum trigynum, 550 nucleotides. The record is from the annotation of a GenBank genome assembly. NCBI's taxonomy places the organism in Eukaryota, Viridiplantae, Streptophyta, Magnoliopsida, Malpighiales, Linaceae.